Molecule: messenger RNA, 2004 nt
Organism: Morone saxatilis (striped sea-bass)
Lineage: Eukaryota; Metazoa; Chordata; Actinopteri; Moronidae
Product: paxillin-like
Biological process (GO): substrate adhesion-dependent cell spreading; transforming growth factor beta receptor signaling pathway; endothelial cell migration
Source: RefSeq, a predicted model, not a curated record
ACGCGUUGCUGGCGGACCUGGAAUCUACUACGUCCCACAUCUCAAAGCGACCCGUGUUCUUGUCUGACGAGACCCCGUACUCCAUCCCCACCGCAGGACACUCCUACCAGGAUGUGUCGGUUCCACCUCCGGUUCCUCCUCCGCCCUCAGCCGAGGCUCUGAACGGGUCUCUGAUCGAUCAGCCGGACUCCCACCACUCCUCUCAGCAGUCGUUAGGUUCAGCCCAGAAGAGCUCAUGGUCCAGGGACAGCAGCAGCUCUCCACUGUCUCACAUUGAAGAGGACCACGUCUACAGUUUCCCAAACAAACAGAAGUCUUCAGACUCGUCAACAGCAGCCAUGACCUCCGCCCUGGGCAGCAACCUGUCAGAGCUGGACAGGCUGCUGCUGGAGCUAAACGCCGUGCAGCAAAGCUCCCCUUCAUUCCCCACCACAGAGGAGGCGGCGCCACCCUUACCAUCCUGCAGCAUCACCCACUACGAGAACGGCGGCGGCCCUGACAUCACGGUGAGCCCACCCCCUCAGGAGAAACCCAAAAGGAACGGGACAAGGCUGGACGAGGCCCGACCCUCCGUGGAGAGUCUGCUGGACGAGCUGGAGGGUUCAGUGCCCUCGCCCAGCCCCCCGGCUCGCCACAGCGAUUUGGACACGCCCUCUCAGCAGCAAGCCAGAAUUUCAGCGUCCUGCGCCACAAGAGAGCUGGACGAGCUGAUGGCCUCUCUGUCAGACUUCAAGAUUAUGGCCCAAGGCAAGGGCGGCGUUCCUGGUGGGCCUCCGACACAGGUCAACAAACUGGACAACAUGCUCGGUAGUCUGCAGUCUGACCUCAACAAACUGGGCGUGCAGACGGUAGCUAAAGGAGUGUGCGGUGCCUGCUGUAAGCCCAUAGUGGGACAGGUGGUGACAGCCAUGGGCCGCACGUGGCACCCUGAGCACUUUGUGUGCACACACUGUCAGGAGGAGAUCGGCUCCAGGAACUUCUUUGAGCGUGAAGGACAGCCGUACUGUGAGAAAGAUUACCACAACCUGUUCUCCCCACGCUGCUACUACUGCAACGGGCCCAUACUGGACAAAGUUGUGACGGCGCUGGAUCGGACCUGGCACCCUGAACACUUCUUCUGCGCUCAGUGUGGAUCCUUCUUUGGCCCAGAGGGUUUUCAUGAAAAGGAUGGAAAAGCCUACUGCAGGAAGGAUUACUUUGACAUGUUUGCACCGAAAUGUGGCGGCUGUGCCAGAGCCAUUUUGGAGAACUACAUCUCAGCGCUGAGCAGCCUUUGGCACCCGGAGUGUUUUGUUUGCAGGGAGUGCUUCACCCCGUUUGUGAAUGGAAGUUUCUUCGAGCACGACGGCCAGCCCUACUGUGAAGUGCACUACCACGAGCGCCGCGGCUCCCUCUGCUCCGGCUGUCAGAAGCCCAUCACGGGACGCUGUAUCACCGCCAUGGCCAAGAAGUUCCACCCGGAGCACUUUGUGUGCGCCUUCUGCCUGAAACAGCUCAACAAAGGCACCUUCAAAGAACAGAACGACAAACCCUACUGCCACGGCUGCUUCAUCAAGCUGUUCAGUUAGGGAGUGACGGCGAGCGGCGACAGUGCUACGUAUGGGUCGGGGUCAGGGGUCGGCGUCGGGGGGUUUAUAGAAAGCGUGUUAAGCACAGGUUGGGUGGGAAUGGGAUCGUAUCAAAGAAGGUUGUCUGUAUUCUGAUGGUGACAUUGGAAGUGUGUAUGGAUAUUAGGUAUGUGCAUGUGGUUGAAGCAACAUAUUGUCUCUGCCAGACUCAAAUCAUUUUAACUUCAGAAAUUCUCAGACGGGCUGUCGGUGCGUUUUUUGAAGCGUGACGCAGAUUUGAAUCAACGUUCAAAGGACGAUGGAAAUCUUGAGCUCGAGAAAAAUAAUGAAAACAGGAGGUGACGUUACUUUUUAUUAUUUUAAAUCAAACACUGAUUCGGGUGUUACGUGUGGGAUAAAGAGCUGUCCUUUUCUGUAAUUGACCCUCCCUAAGUCC